AUGCGCUCUGCCCUGCUGCUUUUCUGGGCGCUGGCUCCUUGCCUAGCCAUCCAGAACCCACGUCGCCACAUCCAAUCUCUCUCUCCACGCGACGUUGCUGUGGAGACUCAGACGACUCAGAUCACGGAAGAGCACAUCGUCACCAGUUUUAGCCAAGUAACGGAAACUUACACUUCCAUCAAGACCGCUUUCGUUGAGACCUCUCAAACUCUGUACUCUCAAAAUUCAUUCGAACAAGUCACCGCCACAUUGACCAAAUUCCAAACGGUCAUUGAGGAGGCUGUUACGACUAUUUCGGGAGGUUGCAACUGUGAUGCCGCAGGCGUCAGCACUGAAACUAUCGAAGCCACGGUCACCACCUGGUUCAGUCAGCUGCAAUACAUGGUGCAGACCUGUCAGCAGAGGUUCCCGUCAAGAUAUUCCUCAUUUACUUCAAUCUUCACCCAAGUCAGUACCCACCUGCAGGUUGCGCUUGGAGUAGGUUUCGUCUCCGGUUUGGACGUUCAGCCCAUUGUUCAACGUGCUUUCAAGAGAGCCCGUGUCGAUCAAAGUGUUUUCUCCAGGGUCCACAUCGAAACUACCAGCUUCACUCACAUCUCGACAUCUAUUGAGAACCGGUCGGGUGUCUUCGCCCACGUCCCUACACCGGUUGGUCGACGUUACCCUGACCGCCUUCAGGCAGCUCUCACAUCUGCCCGCAAGUCUGGCGCCGCUCACAACGGUACUCUGCCUGUGGGCGGCAAGCACGGGCACAAACAACCCACCGACAGCUUCAACGCUACUGCUCCUGUGGGCGGCAAGCACGGGCACAAACAACCCAUCUCACCCACCGACAGCUUCAACGGUACGGCUCCUGUGGGCGGCAAGCCCGGGCAAAAAAACCCAAUCCCACCCACCGACAGCUUAACUCACGGGACCGCCCCCAACUCGACCGUCCCUGCUAAUGGCCACCACGUGCCGGGUUAUCCUAAGCCAGAGCCAGAGCCAUCGCCUCUCACUCGGAACCCAAAUCAUACCCAGGAGCCAAAUCCCCCCACGCCAGGUUCCAAACAACCAACCACACCACCUGUGCCCGGCCAUAAAAACCCGAACACCAGCCCAUGGAGCGGUACCACCCCCGGAUCCCACAACGCCGACGGCAGUAACCCCACAACACUUGUUACCCCGUGGAACGCUCACAAGCCUGCGCCAGGAAGUGACUUUGGCAGUAAUCCUGGAACGGGAGGGUUUCACAAUGGACUUCCCGAAGAUCGAACAUCGGGCGGCGUGACACCACCUGUUGCCCCGUGGAGCGCUCACAAGCCUGUGCCAGGAAGCGACUUUGGCAGUCAUCCUGGAACCGGAGGGUUUCACAAUGGGCUUCCUGGAGAUCGUACAUCGGGCGGUAGCUAUAAGAUACCCGAGCACCCUGACUUUUCAAAUAACGGAGGUUCCACUCGUCCGGACGUGGGGGCGCCAACCUCAGGCUUUCCUUCACAAAUUUCUGCAAACCACGGACCGACCGGCGGCAUGCCAAGCUAUCCGACAGUACCCACGCACACUGGAUUCCAAAACACCGGACCAUCAGGAGGCUUAGGUGGCAACACCGGAGGUUUUGCUUCGCAGGCUCCCUCAACCCACGGACCGAACGGCGCGACGCCCAGCUAUCCACCGAUACCCGGGCACACCGGAUUUCAAAACACCGAAACUUCCCCCCAUCCGGGAGGCCUUGGGGCCCCAACCGGUGGUUUUGCCUCUGCGUCUCCCUCAACCCACGGAGCGAACAACGGCCUUCCAGGAUCCGAGCCCAGUAGCACAGGAUCCACCGCUUCCCCACCGCAAACAGGCGAGCCAAGUUCUAAGCCUCACAAGAAGGACCCCUGA
Messenger RNA from Puccinia triticina, 1863 nucleotides. RefSeq lists its product as uncharacterized. NCBI's taxonomy places the organism in Eukaryota, Fungi, Basidiomycota, Pucciniomycetes, Pucciniales, Pucciniaceae. The transcript is spliced from 5 exons. The coding region runs from base 1 to 1863 and encodes 620 amino acids. The record is from RefSeq and is a predicted model, not a curated record.